GCGGCGCGAGGAGAUGCGACAGGGCGCCGCGCCGCCGGCACCAUGCGCCCCCCGCCCGCGCUGGCCCUGGCCGCGCUCUGCCUGCUGGCGCUGCCCGCCGCCGCCGCCGCCUACUUCGGCCUGACCGGGCGGGAGGUCCUGACACCCUUCCCAGGGCUGGGCACCGCUGCGGCCCCAGCACAGAGCGGGGCCCACCUGAAGCCGUGUGACCUGCUGAAGCUGUCCCGCCGACAGAAACAGCUCUGCCGGAGGGAGCCCGGCCUGGCCGAGACCCUGCAGGACGCUGCUCACCUCAGCCUGCUCGAGUGCCAGUUUCAGUUCCGACAUGAGCGCUGGAACUGCAGUCUGGAGGGGAGGACAGGCCUGCUCAAGAGAGGUUUCAAGGAGACGGCCUUCCUGUAUGCAAUGUCCUCCGCUGCCCUCACCCACACUCUGGCCCGGGCCUGCAGCGCCGGGCGCAUGGAGCGCUGCACCUGUGAUGAUUCUCCGGGCCUGGAGAGCCGGCAGGCCUGGCAGUGGGGCGUGUGCGGCGACAACCUCAAGUACAGCACCAAGUUCCUGAGCAACUUCCUGGGGCCCAAGAGAGGAAGCAAAGACCUGAGGGCACGGGCGGACGCUCACAACACCCACGUGGGCAUCAAGGCAGUGAAGAGUGGCCUCAGGACCACAUGUAAGUGCCACGGUGUGUCGGGCUCUUGUGCCGUGCGCACCUGCUGGAAGCAGCUCGCCCCGUUCCGCGAGACGGGCCAGGCGCUGAAACUGCGUUACGACUCAGCUGUCAAGGUGUCCAGUGCCACCAACGAGGCCUUGGGCCGCCUGGAGCUGUGGGCGCCCGCCCGGCCAGGCAGCCCCACCAAGGGCCCGGCCCCGCGGCCCGGGGACCUGGUCUAUAUGGAAGACUCGCCCAGUUUCUGCCGGCCCAGCAAGUACUCGCCCGGCACGGCGGGCAGGGUGUGCUCCCGGGAGGCCAGCUGCAGCAGCCUGUGCUGCGGGCGGGGCUACGACACCCAGAGCCGCCUGGUGGCCUUCUCCUGCCACUGCCAGGUGCAGUGGUGCUGCUACGUGGAGUGCCAGCAGUGCGUGCAGGAGGAGCUCAUGUACACCUGCAAGCAUUAGGCCUGCGGCCCGGUGUGCCAGGGGGGCGCUGCCAGGACCCCGCGGUGCUCGGCCACGUGGAGGCCCCCCAGGCAGGCGCACGCGGCGUGCACCCCGAAGUCGGUGCCCGCGCGCGCGCACUCCUCUCCACUGGGCCCGGCAGCCCUUCCCUCCCUCGACACCCAGCAAAGAGAGGUUGCAGGGGGACUGGAACUGAGGGUCCCCAACCACGUUGGAGCAGGAGAGCAGAGUAGGAAAGGAUGCGGGGAGAAUAAGGGAGACCAAAGGAGGAAGGACUGAGGGUUUUUUGAGGGGGGACCACCUCGCUGUCUCAAUUCCUCGGAUGAGUGGCCUAGAGCCAGCCAGGCGGGGCCAGCAGGGCGCUGGGAGGCAGUGUCAGCGUGUGGCUUUGCUGGGCUAGAGGUGGGGCGGGAGGCGGGGCGGAAAAGGCCAGGUGGCAGGGGCUGUUUGGAGAAAGGAAGGCUUUCUGGGCCCGAGGGAGGCCAAGUCCGACACCUGCCCCGGAGCCCGGUGUACUUGAUUUGGCUUUUCAAAUAUGCACUGAGGCGUCGUUCUUGCCUUGAGAGCUGAGUUAUUCACACCCACUGGGCCCUGCUGGAUAAGAGCACCAGUGAAUGCAGGACUGGUAGGGAGAGCCAGCUAGUGCGCGGAGGUUGCACAGAGAGACAGUGACCCCUCGCCGUUUUCUGGGUGUGGAACUUUUAGUCCCCGCACAGGAGAGGGUGACAGCCUUCUGGUUCGAGGCGGGGACGCAAGGAGCUCCGUUUCUCAGCCUCCCCU
This is a messenger RNA of Leopardus geoffroyi (Geoffroy's cat), 1896 nucleotides long. It is a transcript of the gene WNT9B, whose product is annotated as Wnt family member 9B. Gene Ontology annotation, molecular function: cytokine activity; frizzled binding. The record is from RefSeq and is a predicted model, not a curated record. The coding region runs from base 43 to 1116 and encodes 357 amino acids. Gene Ontology annotation, biological process: multicellular organism development; neuron differentiation; cell fate commitment. The transcript is spliced from 4 exons. Gene Ontology annotation, cellular component: extracellular region. Lineage: Eukaryota; Metazoa; Chordata; Mammalia; Carnivora; Felidae.